Molecule: messenger RNA, 8674 nt
Organism: Pogona vitticeps (central bearded dragon)
Lineage: Eukaryota; Metazoa; Chordata; Lepidosauria; Squamata; Agamidae
Gene: PTPN13
Product: protein tyrosine phosphatase non-receptor type 13
Biological process (GO): peptidyl-tyrosine dephosphorylation
Cellular component (GO): cytoskeleton; cytoplasm; nucleus
Molecular function (GO): phosphatidylinositol 3-kinase regulatory subunit binding; protein tyrosine phosphatase activity
Source: RefSeq, a predicted model, not a curated record
UGAGGUGGGGGACACAUAUACACACAGAGGCAGGCCAGCGUUGCAGUUACUUUCCCUGCCUCUUGAUUCCUUGGGAAGCCGCUUUGCAGGCAAGAGGGGAAAGAACUUGGGCGAAGCAGAGACUUUUGCGUGUCUGAGCUGCCUUGCCUAAAAACCAGCUCGCCCGCCUAUCGUGCGUGCCAAGAGAUGGGGGUCUCCGGGCAGACCGCGUAGCAGCCCGGGGAGGAGAUGCUGCUCUCGCUUUUGCUCGGCUUCUCCCCUUCCUGGGACUUCUGGGCCGAUUCCAGUUAGCCCCGUUGCGAGGGGAAGGGGAAAAGGAAGACCACCGCCGUCCCCGAACUGUCGGUUCUGAAGCCGAACGAUUAGUAUCAUGCAUGUAUCACUAGCCGAAGCCCUGGAGGUGCGUGGAGGACCCCUGCAAGAAGAAGAGAUAUGGGCUGUGUUGAAUCAGAGUGCCGAAAGCCUCCAAGAGUUGUUCCGGAAAGCGGAUCCGACUGCUUUGGGCUUCAUCAUUUCCCCAUGGUCUCUUUUGCUGCUUCCAUCUGGCAGCAUAUCAUUUACAGAUGACACUGUGUCUAACCAAGACCUGCGAGCUUUCACAGCACCAGAGGUUCUCCAGAAUCAAUCACUGUCAUCUCUUUCAGAUGUUGAAAAGAUCCAUGUUUAUUCUCUUGGAAUGACCCUUUAUUGGGGAGCUGAUUAUGAUGUUCCACAAAGCCAACCCAUCAGGCUUGGUGAUCAUUUAAACAGCAUACUGCUUGGAAUGUGCGAAGAUGUCGUUUAUGCCCGUGUGUCUGUACGGACGGUUCUGGAUGCCUGCAGUGCUCACAUUCGGAAUAGCAGCUGUUCACCGUCUUUCUCCUACGUGAAACAGUUGGUGAAACUCGUUCUGGGGAGCUUGUCUGGGGUAGAUCAGCUUUCCUGCAUCGGGGACAAAAAGUUUCAGACUGACAGGAGCCAGGCCAUCCGCGAAAGGCUGAGAGGGAAGGGACUUCCCACAGGGAGAAGUUUAAUGGCUGAUGCUCCAGAUGUUCACAAGCCUCCGUUCUCUCAACAGAUCAUGCUUAACAAAGGGCUUAGUAAGUCUCUGGGUUUCUUGUCUGUCAGAGCUUUGCAAGGUGAAGAGGCAUUUGGCCAGGGCAUUUCCUCCCAUUAUAACGCUGGCCACGACGAUGACACAGAUUCUUGCUGUCCUUACCAAUAUAGAGUUGCUCAGGUGGAAAAGAAAGCCAACAAUGGCCCCAAACGGAAAGUCUGGGCUUCUUCGUCAGAUUUGCUAUGUGCAGAUGAGAAAGCCAUGGAAAAAUACUAUGUUGGGGAUUCCCGCCAGCACCACCAACAUGCGGGGACAGUUUCAGGACGGAUUUCAGCAGCUGCCAGAAGCAAGGAGGGCAGAUAUUCUGAUGGGAGCAUAGCCCUUGAUAUAUUUGGUCCUCAAAAACUAGAUCAGGUGUGCCAUGGGCCGGAGACAUCAACCUCUGUGGCCUUGUCGAGUGCCUUUGACAGGAUCAAAGAAAGGCAGAGGAAGCUGCAGUUACUGAGGGAAGCUAUGAAUGUUGAAGAACAUACACGAAGAUAUAAAUCUUAUCAUAGUGAUAUAUACAGCACAGACAGUGAAUGCCCAUCAUUUGUUUCUUCUGAGGCAGAUUUCAGACAAGCAAGAAGAUUUGAAGCUCUAAGGGAUGGCUCCACCAGUCCUUCCCCAGCAACAGAUGAUCCUUCUCUAUCAGGUCGACUCCAGGGGCAAAGAUCAAGACAAUAUGAAGCACCACUCGAAAGCAAUCUUUUAAGUCAAGAAGUCAUGCUAAAACGCCAAGAAGAGGAAAUGAUGCAGCUGCAGGCGAAAAUAGCACUCCAGCAAUCACGACUGAGCCUCUAUCCUGGAGAAACAGUGAGACCCUCGAUGCUUGAUAUGACGAGGGAUCCUCUGAGAGAAAUCGCACUGGAAACAGCCAUGACCCAAAGGAAACUAAGGAAUUUCUUUGGUCCUGAGUUUGUGAAAACAACCAUUGAGCCCUUCACCUCCUUGGACCUGCCAAAGUCAAUUUUGAACAAAAAGGGGAAGAAUGAAGACAGUCGUCGGAAAGUAAACGUCAUGCUUCUAAGUGGGCAGAGGCUGGAGCUGACCUGCGACACAAAGACUGUAUGCAAAGAUGUGUUUGAUAUGGUGGUGGCCCAUAUUGGCUUAGUGGAACAUCACCUGUUUGGCUUGGCUACUUUAAAAGAUAAUGAAUUUUUCUUCAUCGAUCCAGAGCUAAAACUGACUAAAAUAGCCCCUGAAGGCUGGAAGGAAGAACCAAAGAAAAAGAGUAAAAGCUCAAUAAAUUUCACCUUGUUUUUCCGCGUUAAGUUCUUUGUGGAUGAUAUUAGCUUUUUGCAGCAUACUCUGACUUGUCAUCAGUACUACCUGCAGAUAAGGAAAGAUCUUUUGGAGGAGAGGAUGCACUGUGAUGACGAGACAGCCUUAUUGUUAGCUUCCUUAGCUCUGCAAGCAGAAUAUGGAGAUUACCAAGCAGAAGUGCAUGGGUUGUCAUAUUUCAGAACAGAACACUAUUUGCCAGCGAGGGUGAUGGAAAACCUGGACCUAUCUAACAUCAAAGAAGAAUUGCCAAAACUGCAUAGCACUUACGCUGGUGCUUCUGAAAAAGAGGCUGAAUUGGAGUUCCUUAAGAUUUGCCAAAGGCUGACAGAAUAUGGUGUUCAUUUUCAUCGUGUGCUGCCAGAGAAAAAAUCUCAAACUGGAAUUUUGCUCGGAGUUUGUCCCAAAGGAGUUCUCAUUUUUGAGGUUCACAAUGGAUCCCGGACACUCGUGCUUCGUUUCCCAUGGAGAGAAACAAAGAAGAUAUCUUUUAGUAAAAGGAAGAUAACUUUGCAGAACACAUCUGAUGGUAUAAAACAUGCAUUCCAAACAGAAACAAGCAAGACUUGCCAGUACUUGCUUCAGCUCUGCUCUUCACAGCAUAAAUUCCAACUGCAGAUGAGAGCCAGACAAAGUAACCAGGAUGCUCAGGAAAUGGAAAGAGCAUCCUUCCGGAGCCUCAACCUCCACACCGAUUCUGUCAAAGGGUUUAACAUGGGUCGUGCCAUCAGCACCGGCAGCCUGGCUAGCAGCACCCUGAACCGGCUUGCCGUCCGCCCAUUGUCAGUGCAAGCUGAGAUCCUCAAGAGACUCUCUCACUCGGAGCUGUCCCUCUUCCAGCCAGUGCAGGGCUGUCCCAGAGAUAAAAGUGAGAAGCCUCCAUGGGAAGAAAGACCCCAUAUGAUGAGCAAAUCUUAUCAUGAUCUGACCCAGAAUCAAGUGUCCGUCAGCCCAUUCCGGAAGAACACUGUCAGCCCUGUGGACUCCUCCCGGAGAAUGGAGGAAUUGAUGGGGAAGAUCUUCCAGCAGGUGCCGAAAUCUGAUACCGAAUUAGUGACAGGAGGAACAAAACUGAACAAUUCAUACUCUCAUGCAGGUUUAAGUGCCAGCCUAGAAAGAAGGAAAAAUGAAUCUGAUACUUCAUCAGCUGAAGAUACUGGCCAAGCCUAUGUUGUAGAUGUUCUCCAAACAAAGCAGAAUACAGGGUCAUUGCCGGAAAGAGAAAUCAAUUUGGUAAAGCUGAAGAAAGAUGAAAAGUAUGGCUUAGGGUUUCAGAUCACCGGUGGUGAGAAGGCUGGAAAACUUGAUCUUGGCAUUUUUAUUCUUUCAAUAACUCCUGGAGGACCUGCUGACUUGGAGGGGACGUUAAAACCAGGAGACCGACUGAUAUCAGUGAACAGCGUAAGCCUAGAAGGGGUCAGCCACCACACUGCAUUAGAAAUUAUUGAGCAUGCUCCAGAAGAUGUGACUCUUGUAAUCUCACAGCCCAAGGAAGGAUCUACAAAAGCAUCAUCCAGCUUCCUCAGCGGCAUUAAGGGCUAUUUAAAAAGGCCUUCACCGAUGCCAGACAAUGAAGCAGAGUCAUCUUCAGAAGAACACAGCAGGCCACUAAACCAGCCGAGGUCCCCUUCUGGGAGCUUAACUGGCCUUUGUUCGGGUAAACGGGAUGGAAGCCUGAGUUCCCAAGAUUCUCGGACUGAGAGCGCCAGCCUUUCGCAGAGCCACCCAAACGGUGGCUUUGGCAGCCAUGUCAGUGGCCAGGCCACGCAGGAAUUUCCACUUCACCAUGAGUCUCAGUUUGCCUUUUCUAAAUGUGGCGAGCAAAACGGAUCCUCUCUGGAUAGAAAUGCGACAAAGCCCAAAAAGCCUGAAGCAGUAGAGACGAUCGAGUAUUCCGACCGGGGGGACUCGGACAUGGAUGAAGCCACCUACUCUGGAAGCCAAGAGCAAAUGGCAACAAAAAAGGAGUCUUCCUUCGUGAAUUUGGCCAACUCAAUGAAUUCUAAAAAGUUUUCUACGCCGCCUCUUAAACCUGGAGAUAUCUUUGAGGUCGAACUGGUCAAAAAUGAUAACGGCCUGGGAAUAAGUGUCACGGUACUGUUUGACAAGGGUGGUGUGAACACUAACGUGAGGCAUGGGGGACUUUACGUCAAGGCCAUUAUUCCAAAGGGAGCAGCCGAAGCUGAUGGCAGGAUUCAAAAAGGUGACCGUGUACUUUCUGUGAAUGGGGUUACUCUGGAAGGAGCUACCCAUAAACAAGCGGUGGAAAUCCUAAGAAAUACUGGCCAGGAAGUUCACCUGGUGUUAGAAAAGGGUCAGCUUCCCACAGCGCGAAUGCAUGCUCCAGUUACACCACAGUGCACAGCUGUAAGUCAAGCUAGUCCCCGUGGAGGCCCAGAGAAACCUGUGAAGAAAACCUCAAGUACCAGAGAAUACAACUUCGUCACGGAUGACAACACAUUUGAGGUGAAGCUGGUGAAAAACAGUUCAGGCUUAGGUUUCAGUUUUUGCCGGGAAGACAGUGUCUCCCCAGAGCAGCCCGGUGCCAGCAUAGUCAGGGUUAAAAAGCUUUUCCCUGGGCAACCUGCUGCAGAAAGCGGGCAGAUUGAAGUCGGUGACAUCAUCCUAAAAGUCAACGGUUCGUCUUUAAAAGGAUUGUCCCAACAGGAAGUGAUUUCUGCUCUCAGGGGAACAUCACCUGAAGUCACCCUUCUCCUCUGCAGGCCUCUCCCUGGAAUCCUGCCAGAAAUCGAUCCUUCUUUGUUGACCCCUAUCCACUCCCCACCACAAGUUUUCCCUGACUUCAGCAAAGGACACCCUCAGCCGACCAAUGGAGAGCCAGACGAUGACAGCUCUGAUGAAAACGAAGGGACCGACGUGAGCAAGAAACUGAUCAAAUCCCCGUCUCGCAGAGAUAGCUACAGUGACAGCAGUGGGAGUGGAGGGGAGGAGCUUGCUUCAAAUGAAGCCCAGAUAGCAAGUAUGGGGUGGAGUCCUGCCUUGUACCAAAGCCUCAACAGAUCGGCAGCUCAAGCAUGUAGUCCUUAUGAAACACCCUGCGACCAAGAGGAAGAUCUUCGUACAAUAUAUCGCCCUUCUCAUGAAUCAUCUAAGAAAACAGAAACAGAAGACAGUAUCUCUCCGUCUCCUCAACUAAUGGACUUGCCACCAAUACCAAGCUGUAGAACUGCCGUCCCUGCCUCAACAGAGGAGAAACACAGCUGUUCUGUUCUCGAGCUCACAGCACCACAAGGAAGCCUGACGUCACUUUUCAACCAGCUUGAAAAACAUGUGGAUGAAUAUGAACCAGAGGUAGAGCUCCAUGUUGUCCUGACAAAAUCAGAAAAGGGUAGCCUUGGUUUCACCGUGACAAAAGGCAAUGACAACGUGGGCUGUUACAUCCAUGACGUCAUUCAAGAUCCAGCCAAAAGUGAUGGGAGAUUGCGUCCUGGAGAUCGUCUGAUCAAGGUUAAUGACACAGAUGUCACUAACAUGAGCCACACGGAUGCGGUCAGUUUCCUCCGCGCAGCCCCAAAGACAGUCAGAUUGGUGCUUGGACGUGUUCUGGAGUUACCCAAAAUACCCAUGAUGCCACACCUACUGCCUGACAUUAAUCUAAUCUGCCAUCAAGAACAGCAACUGGGCAUCUCCCUUGCAGGUGGUCAUGACAGCCUUUAUCAGGUGGUGUACAUCAGUGAUAUCAGUCCCAAAUCUGCGGCAGCCAUGGAGGGGACACUCCGUCCUUUGGACAUCAUCCAUUACAUCAAUGGGGUCAGCACUCAGGGGUUGACUUUGAAGGAAGCAAAGAGGACUCUGGAGAUGUCCCUCCCGACAGUCAUACUGAAAGGAACGAGAGAUGGUCAUCCAGUGUUCCCGAAGGCUAAAGAUCCAGAUAGCUGUACUCUGGGGUUGAUCAAACAUAAUGGCCAUUUUCAUGGAGAACUGUAUGGCAAAACAGAAAUAGGGCAGGAUGCUUGCAUGGCCAAGGUGAAUGGUGAAACAAACGACAACCAUCAAUCAAAAGGACCAGCACAGAUCACUGUAUCUAAGGAGAUGUCUCUAAGUAAUUCUAAUAGCCAAACUUCCGAUUUUUCCAGCUAUAAUAACAACUUGGCAGAGAUACAAGAUGAAGAUUCUUAUGACGAGGAUGAUCACAAUGAAGUCAUUCGGUAUCUUCUGGAUGUGGUAGAUGAAGAAGCUCAGAAUUUAUUAAACCGUAGUAAUGCUGCAUCUGGGACCCACCUGCCAGCAAAUGGGAAACUUACUGAAGAGAAAUCAGAAGACACAGAUUGUGAUGGAUCGUCAUUGCCUGAAGAUUUUCCAGAGCCACCCCAGAUAAACGGCUGUGAAGAUCACUCUGAUGAUAAAAGGAUUUCUGAAAGAUUGCCACAUCAAUUUUCAAUGGAUCACGGAGAUGACGACGAAAUUACGUGGGGAAGUGACGAAUUGCCAAUUGAAUCACUAAACCAUCAGCAGCCUUUUAAAGAUUGCCCGUUAGUCACAAGUGAAGAAUUUGCUGCGUUUCCGGUCGUCCAAGUGCUUCCUUCAGGCAGAUACACCGGGUCUAAACUGAAGGCGACUAUACGGAUGCUUCGGGGCCUAUUGGAGCAAGGAAUUCCUUCUAAAGAAAUUGAGAAUCUUCAUGACUUAAAGCCUUUGGAUCAGUGUUUGGUGGGUCAAACAAAAGAAAACCGGAAGAAGAAUAGAUAUAAAAAUAUACUGCCCUAUGACACCACAAGGGUGCCUCUGGGGACCGAAGGUGGUUACAUCAAUGCCAGCUUUAUCCGGAUGCCAGUGGGGAGUAAGGAAUACGUUUAUAUUGCAUGUCAAGGGCCCCUCCCAACUACUGUGGCAGACUUCUGGCAAAUGGCUUGGGAACAAAACUGCACUGUCAUAGCCAUGAUGACCCAGGAAGUAGAAGGAGAAAAGGUCAAAUGUCAGCGGUACUGGCCCGAUGCUCUUGGCAAAACCACAAUGGUCACGGAGAGACUCCGGUUGUCUUUUGAGAGGCUGCAGCAGCUCAAAGGGUUUGUCAUCAGAAUCCUGGAGCUGGAAGAUAUUCAGACAGGUGAACUCCGGCAUAUUUCCCACCUAAACUUUACUGCCUGGCCUGACCACGACACACCCUCCCAGCCAGAUGAUUUGCUCACUUUUAUAUCCUACAUGAGGCACAUCCACAAAUCAGGACCGAUCAUUACUCAUUGCAGUGCAGGCAUUGGACGAUCAGGGACACUCAUUUGCAUAGAUGUGGUUUUGGGACUGAUCCGCCAAGAUCUUGAGUUUGACAUCUCGGACGUGGUUCGCACAAUGCGCCUGCAGAGGCACGGCAUGGUGCAAACUGAGGACCAAUACAUCUUCUGCUAUCAAGUUAUCCUGUACGUCUUAAAACGUCUACAAGCAGAAGAACAGCAAAGAAACAACUGAACUCUUAAAGCUGGAUAUGCAUUAAGAGAAAGAAAUGGGAAAAGACUUUCUUGAAUAAUUUCGGCAUAUUUACACUACAGAAUUUAAACUGGCGUAACCAUUCAUGUUGUUUCCUUCAAGGACUGGUUCUAUAAUACAAAGCGUAAACAAAAUAUUGUUAGAAACCUCAUCUAACUACAAUUCCCAGGUUUCUUUGUGGGAAGCCGUGACACAUUUGCUCAGAUAAACCAAUCUGAAGUGUAUAGUGUAGGUCUGACCUUAGGUUAUUCUGCUGAUACAAUGCCAUUUCCUAUGUCUGUUAAAUAUCAGGUACAGCUGUAUUACCGCCCCUACCCCCAAAAGGCCGGGGUUCUUAUUUACCAUUUGUAUUUAAUAAUGCUGCAUUCUUGUAGCCUUUUCAAGAUAUGUUACCCAUCUGGCCUUCUAAAAACACCUCUAUUUUUUUUAAGUAUUAAUGCUUCCUACAGAUCCCACACACACCUCCAUGGCUAUAUUGUAGUAUAUUUCUGAUACUAGGGGUGGGGUGGGAAAUGGAGAACAGUAUUUUAUCCCGGUGAACUUUCUUACAGGUAAAUUUUUAUUAGUCUAUUUUUACAGUUUGUUUAUAGCACAGCUGUAAUUUUUCCAACAUUUUUAAUACAAUAGAACUUUUUAUAGAAAAUACUUGAAAUCAGUAUUUAAGCUUUACAGAACAUCAUAUUAGUGUAAGGAAAAUAGCAAAUGUUUACUGUAUCACAAGUUACAAUGUUUACUUUAUAUAGAGUUUUGUGUAUAUAUUUAUGUACUUUUACCAAAAACAAAUGUUGAAUUAUAACUUGCCUUAAGCUUUUAACUGCUGAGGCAUCUCCACAAUGUAAAUAAAACGACACUUUUAAAAUAUGAAGUGCAGCA